This is a messenger RNA of Carassius auratus (goldfish), 2471 nucleotides long. It is a transcript of the gene lingo4a, whose product is annotated as leucine rich repeat and Ig domain containing 4a. Bases 190 to 2007 code for a protein of 605 amino acids. The transcript is spliced from 3 exons. Gene Ontology annotation, cellular component: plasma membrane. The record is from RefSeq and is a predicted model, not a curated record. Gene Ontology annotation, molecular function: protein binding. NCBI's taxonomy places the organism in Eukaryota, Metazoa, Chordata, Actinopteri, Cypriniformes, Cyprinidae.
GCGCGCACACGUGGACGCGAUGAAGCGCGCGAGCGGUGGAGCAGUUCUCCGGGAUCCGCGCGGUCAGAAGCUGAUGGAGCUCGCGCUUCAGACACCUGGCAGCAGGCUGUGAGCGGGCGAUCAGAGACACUUUCUUUGCUGAUUGUUGGUAAUGAAAAGGAGCAUCUCUGCCAGCUGGCGGGUCUCCAGAUGUGUGUGGCUGCUGAUUGGAGGAGGCUGUACUGGUGGGUGGUGCUCCAGUGGGUAGUGGGCGUGGCUUCAUCAGGACCCUGCGCUCAACGCUGCGACUGUUUGGCAAAGCUCCUGAUAACGAACUGUUCAUCAAGACAACUGUCUUCCGUUCCCGCGGGUGUCCCUGACAACACCCUGUCGCUUAACUUGACCGGUAACCACUUAAAGACUCUGUCCAGGGGGCAGUUCUCCGGUCUGACACGGUUACACGAGCUGGACCUCAGCAACAAUGAGCUGACGGUGAUCGAGGUCGAAGCCUUCGCCGGCCUGAAGAACCUCCUCACGCUCAGAUUAUCCCACAACCGGCUGAAGAUCAUCCCGGUCGGAGCCUUUUCCGACCUCCCCAACGUUCAGUUUCUGGACAUCGGCCGGAACGAGAUCUUGGUGUUCCUGGACGACAUGUUUCGAGAGAUGCCGAGUCUCCAGACGCUGGAGGCCAGCGAGAACGACCUGGUGUUCAUCUCCAGCCGCGCCUUCAGUGGCCUGACCAACCUGCAGGAGCUGAACCUUGACCGCUGCAACCUGACCUCGGUGCCGAUCGAAGCCCUGUCGCAGCUCACCGGACUCAUGCAGCUGCGCUUCCGCAGACUCGGACUCACCACGCUUCCCAACAACUCCUUCCGCCAGUUGGGACGCUUGCGGGAUCUGCAGGUGUCUCACUGUCCUUGGUUGAACUCGCUGGCCACCAACAGUCUGUUCGGACUCAAUCUCACAUCGCUGACGCUGAGCCACUGCAACCUGAGCGCCGUGCCGUAUUCCCCGCUGCAUCACCUCGUCUACUUGCGAUACCUAGACUUGUCCUACAACCCAAUCACUGUCAUCCUUUCCAACCUCCUUGGGGAUUUGCUUCGACUCCAAGAGCUGCAUCUAGUCGGUGCCGGGCUCCUCCGAAUAGAGCCUGGUGCUUUCCGCAACCUUGCAUUUUUCCGGCUCCUUAACGUGUCGGAGAACCGUCUGGCGACGCUGGAGGUGUCGGCCUUCCACUCGGUCGGUUCUUUAGAGGUUCUUCGGUUGGACGGGAACCCGUUGGCGUGUGAUUGUCGGCUUCUCUGGGUGAUCCGCAGUCGUCCGUGGCUUCUCUUCGAAGGGCGUUCUCCAGUUUGUGUCACACCUGUGCAGGUGCAAGGCAGGACUUUCAGUGACUUUACGGAGGCUGAGAUCCCCAGGACGUUCACCUGCCGGCAGGCUCGCAUCCUUACUCGUAAACCGCAAGACGUUCGGACGGACGAAGGCCACACGGUGUUGUUCUUCUGCGCGGCCGACGGAGACCCGGCGCCGUCGAUUAUCUGGCUGAAUCCCAAACGCUCGGUGCUCACCGGCUCGGGCCGGAUUCGUGUGCUCUCCAACGGGACUCUAGAGGUGCGUUACGCACAGGUUCAGGAUAGCGGCUACUAUCUGUGCGUCGCUUCGAAUGCCGCGGGGAACGACAGCAUCUCAGUGAGCCUUCGGGUGCGAGGUUUUCCCUCAUCCGCUCGCAACCGCUCCGGAACGUUCUUUCUGGAAGGAUGGAGCUUCACUUCCGGGCAAGCGGCGGUUAACGGAUCGCAGCCGUUUCCGUUCGACGUGAAGACGCUGGUGAUCGCGGUUACCAUGGGCUUCCUGUCGUUCCUGAGCUCGGUGGCCGUCUGUUUCAUCUUCAUGUUUUUCUGGAGUCAGAGCAAGGGACAGAUCAAACACACGGCGACGAUCGACUUCGUGCCACGCAGCGCUGCGACGGCGUCCGGAGGCGGACGGACAACGAUGGAGACGGGGAGGUUCACCAUGAAGCUGAUCUGAAGACUAACAAAACUGAGGUGUUUGAGGUGCUACUAGAUAUCCAGAGUUUUCCCAUAAGCUUCCGCAUGAGGGUAAGAUGUCUGAAUGUCAGUCACUGCUCAGUAUUGCUCUUGCUGAGUAUUUUUGUCUUGUUUCCCAGUACAAAUAUGCAAGCACUUUUAAAUUAAGAUACUUUUACGGAAGAAGUGAGUGAUUAAAACAAGAACAAAUAUCUGCCACUGGGACAUUAAGAAUUGUGUGAAUAUGUGACGAGUUUAUAUGAAUGCAUGUCUGAGGGGAACUUACUUUAGAAAAAGUUUAGAUGGUAUUUUUCUCUUCAUCUUGUCUCUGUAUGAAGCAUAUUAAAGUUCAUAAGUGCAGUACUGCUUUGUUUACAGCGGUAACCAAGGAAACGCUUUAAGCUCCCCCUGCUUUAGUAUUCAUAAGUGCUUUGUUUACAGCGGUAACCAAGGAAACCCUUUAAG